AUGUCAUCAUCGGCACGUAUGGUGGACGGUGAGCCGAACGUUGAACUUAUACUUCGUGACGGCGUCGAAGGCCCCUGGGAUGGUCCUGAGCGAAUGCUCGCCACGCUCCUAUGGGCCGGUGCGAAGCCCGCUGAGGAAGACAUCAGGACCGCGCAGGCGUCCAUGACACAGAGCGGGAUGGUGCGCUUCAUGAGAACAUGGGCAUCAAGGGCCGUCGAUUUCGCGAUAUGGCAGUUUCAGUCCCAAGCCGCCCGAGGUGGCACCAACCCAGCGCUUCGGACCUUGUUCUAUCGACUCGUCCGGCUCAUGUCUACACCCGUCGACCCAGUCUUCGUCUUCGAUGGCCCUGACAAACCGACUUUCAAACGGAACAAGCGUGCAGGGAGAGGUGAUACGGCCACUAUAAGCCAAGCCAAGCAACUCAUACGGUUGCUUGGUUUUCCGAUACACGAUGCUCCUGGCGAAGCGGAGGCAGACUGCGCGCUGCUACAACAGCGUGGGGUUGUCGACGCGGUGUUGAGCGAGGACGUUGACACCAUCAUGUUCGGUUGCACCCGGUCUUUAAGGAAUUGGACCGCUGAAAGCAGAACGGCGAAGACGCCGACGCACGUCACACAGUACGACAUAGAUAACAUGGAUAUUGCAGGAAAGGGGCUCGACCGCGAGGGCAUGGUGCUGGUAGCCUUGAUGAGCGGUGGCGAUUACUUGCCAGAUGGAAUACUAGGAUGCGGUGUCAAGGUGGCCUGUGAAGCUGCUAAGGCCGGCUAUGGCAGGUCACUCUGCAAAAUCAAAGCAUCGGACAAACAAGCCCUGGCGGAUUGGAGAAAUUCCUUGAUUCAUGAACUCAAGACAAACGAGAGCAAGUUCUUCCGCAUCAAGCACAGUGUCCUCGCGCAAAAGGUUCCGGAAGACUUCCCAAACAUCGAAGCAUUGAAGGAUAGCAUGGCACACCACGAGCAGCGGCCGCUCCACCUGUACGAUCUCAGAGAGUUCGCUCGAACUGCAUUUGGUUGGGAUUACAGGGUUGGCGGCGUGAAGUUCAUACGAGUAUUGGGAGCGGCACUGUUGACCCGCCAGCUUCUGCGUGGAAACGAGGAACAUAUCGAGAGAAUCGCGGGAAGCCGAGCACACUUCACUACCGAUGGUCGGACAGAGCUUCGGCUCAGGUUUAUCCCAGAGAAUGUCGUGCCUGUGGACCUGUCCGAGGAGGUCGACGAGGACAUUCCCCAGUCGCGGGGCAGUUUGUCACUUAACAGUGAUGACGAGCUCGGCGCACCGGACGAGGAGAUGAGUUCUUCACAGCCAGCUGCCAAAAUAUUCGACGUGAGCAAACCAGACCUCGCCUGGGUUCUCGAAGACGUCGUCAAGAAAACGGCGCCAGUUGCGUACCACGACUGGCAAGAUGCCGAGCGUGUCAAAGCGCUUCGCAAGUCUCCGAAGAAGAAGGCCACAGCAAAAGGCGCAGCGAAGCCUUCAGUCACCUCGGGAGCCAUGGACAAAUUUGUGCGGGUCACAAAACACGUCAAUCCGCCCGUGACCGCGCCUGUCAAGAAAAAGGCCAAGGACCGGAGCCGGAGCGACAUUGAACUCCCCUCGUCAGGCCCUCCGCCACGACCAUCAAAACAGUCAAAGCUCGACCGUCUCAACGUCGACCGCGGUCUUCAAACAGACAACUCUAGAAUUGUUUGCGAAGCGGGCUCAUACCCCACCACCCUCCCAAGCAGUAACGUCAAGAUCAUGCGCCGCCAACAAGGCAGAGUCGAUCCCGAGGAGUACUAG
Messenger RNA from Emericellopsis cladophorae, 1779 nucleotides. RefSeq names its product holliday junction resolvase YEN1. The transcript is spliced from 5 exons. NCBI's taxonomy places the organism in Eukaryota, Fungi, Ascomycota, Sordariomycetes, Hypocreales, Bionectriaceae. The coding region runs from base 1 to 1779 and encodes 592 amino acids. The record is from RefSeq and is a predicted model, not a curated record. Gene Ontology annotation, molecular function: 5'-flap endonuclease activity; crossover junction DNA endonuclease activity.